AUGCCUCAGAUUCCCAAGAUCUCGAAUCCUUAUGUUUGUGGCAUUCUUCUUACAAUGGGUGGUGUAGAUAUGGGUUUUGGCCUUGUGUACACCUCUUUCACCCUUACAGCUAUCUCCAACAAGUUUGAUAUGAAUAAACUUCAGUCAACAUGGUUCACUUGCAUCGGUUUACUUGCAGCUAUGGUUGCAGCCCUCAUCAUUAACCCAUUUGUUAAUCGUUACGGAAAGAGAUGGACUGGUUUCAUAACGGCCAUCUACGGUGUUUUCGCAUGGGUUAUUCUUGGUCUCUCAACUAACAAAGCAAUGGUAUUUGUUUUCAGAGCUCUUUCGGGUAUGACAGUCGGAUUCUAUUCAACUAUCUGCCCAACCUUCAUUGCAGAAGUUGCUCCUGUCGAAAGGAAGUUUUUGUUCGGCUUCAUGAACCAAAUAGGUAUUGCUAUAGGUUUCCUCAUCGUUACUGUGCUAGGUAUUUAUGUUUCAUGGCAAGCCGUUUCAAUCAUUUGCGCAUUUCCAUCAUUCAUUCUCGCCUGCUCAUUCCUCUUUAUCCCUGAGCCAGAAAUCGCAGCAGUUACCGUUUCUUGCUCUCAUCUCUUGAAGUUUAAGAAAGAAUUAUUCAUCGCUUUCUUAUGCAUGUUCUUCUUGCAGUUCUCCGGUAUCAAUGCAGUUAUGUCUAACAUGCAGAUCAUUAUUACCAAUGCAAAGCUUACAAUUUCGACCAGUUUGAUUGGUAUUCUUACAAACGUUAUCCAACUCAUUUCUACGAUUCUUUCAGCUAUUGUUGUCGACAAACUUGGUCACAGAAUCUGUUGGAUUAUUUCAUCCCUUGGUCAGUUGAUUUCUUUCGUUCUUUUGUGCCUUCAUCAAAAAGUUAAUUUGCCAUCAUGGGUAUUUAUGAUUGGUCUCUUCCUAGAACAGCUUACUUAUGGUAUUGGAACAGGUCCAAUUCCUUUCGCUGCAGCUGCAAACCUUUUCAGAGUUGAAUUAUGCGCAAAUGCCAUGGCUGUUUCAACUGCUGAAAAUUGGCUUCUAUCUACCAUUGUAUGCCUCAUUUGGCCUUACUUGGAGUCCGGAUUGACUCUUGGCUACGCUUUCCUUUUCUUCGUCGGAAUUCAGGUCCUCGCCAUCAUCUUUGGUGUAAUUGUUUUCAAGCCAAAGGGAAAGGAGGAAACAAAGGACGACGACGUCUCUUCUUCUUCACAAGAAAAUGAAGAAGCAGAGAAUAUGAGCAGAAGAUUAUCACACGCCAAAGAGAUUCCGGAACUCUAA
Molecule: messenger RNA, 1266 nt
Organism: Trichomonas vaginalis G3
Lineage: Eukaryota; Parabasalia; Trichomonadida; Trichomonadidae
Product: major facilitator superfamily transporter
Exons: 1
Coding region: 1-1266 (421 amino acids)
Biological process (GO): transmembrane transport
Cellular component (GO): membrane
Molecular function (GO): transmembrane transporter activity
Source: RefSeq, a predicted model, not a curated record